AUGUAUUGUAGUUUGUGGAACGCAGAUGACUGGGCCACAAGGGGAGGUUUGGUCAAGACAAACUGGUCACAAGGACCAUUCGUAGCCUCUUUCAAGAACUACAACUCAGACAAUGCUUGUAACUGGUCCAGUGAUAAUGGAACCACGACUAGUACUACUUCUUGUAGCCCUGGUGGCUCGUCUUCUUCUUCUUCGAGCAGUACUAGCGAGUGGUUUUCGCAGAGAGGGAUGGAUUCUUCAAGCCAGAAAGUUCUUAGAUGGGUUCAGAGGAUGUUCAUGGUUUAUAAUUAUUGUAAGGAUAAGAAAAGGUUCUCUCAGGGUUUGCCUAUUGAAUGCAAGAACAAGAGCAAGAACAAAAAAGUCUCGAGAUGA
Microthlaspi erraticum is the source of this 372-nucleotide messenger RNA. The record is from the annotation of a GenBank genome assembly. Lineage: Eukaryota; Viridiplantae; Streptophyta; Magnoliopsida; Brassicales; Brassicaceae.